AGACACACCUGCUUAACCGCGUGGGUUGAGCGAGUGUGGGAGCGAGCUAGUUAGGGAGGGAGGGGUAGAAGUGGGCGUCUGCUGCUCUGGGGCAAGAGGAAAGCUGUAGCCCCCUCCAGGGUUCGGGGGUCAUGAUAAGAAAUCCUUCUAAAGGUUGGCCCAAGCCCCCUUUUGUUGCUCCUCUACGCACCGAGCAUCUUUCAUCUGCCCGCCCUGGAAGUCGCAGACUGGUUUUGUUUGGUCCCAGCUGUCUCUCGCAUUCCGCUCACCCCCGCCCUCUGUGUGCCUUUUAAGUUCCUGAAGUCACCGAUCUUUCACAGCUGGAACUGCGGGCCGGCAGGACCCCGGCAGCAGACGGCGCCCAAGAGUUUGGUGACGUUUGUCCGGCUGGGUUGGCACCCCGCACGUUGUGUUUUUCGCUAGCAAAGUUUCUCGGUGGAAAAGAAGCCCCUCCAGUUUUCUCUGGAUCCUGUAGCGGACGCGCACGCCACUUUGCUCCCCGGUGACUGAGCUUGGGGACGGGGCUGUGGCUCUGCUCCUGCCUCUGGUCGGGCUGCCUUGGGCGCGGAGCUUGGGGAAUCCGAGAAGCCGACGUGAGAACCUUUGACUAAGCGUGGGUCUGGAGAGAGCGCCCGCGAGCAGGCGAGCUAACAGCCGCAGCUUAGCAAUAGCUAGGUACCUGGUCACUGAACUGAAUCCCGAAGGGACAUUCAGGCUGCAACCCCCACUUCUGACCUGGAUCAGUUCUCGGCCGAUUUGAGAGAGCACACUGGUUAGCGCUCCUCGAGAGCAGCUGCUGAGUGUGGGUGCCCCAGGAAAUCGGCCUGCCCCGCUGCCUAGAGGGCUUCGAAAGGCGGAACCGCCACCGAAACAGCAGUUCCCAUGGCUCCUUAGACGACUGGAAUUGGACCCCUGACUGGGCGCUAAGAUGUUUGCUUUUGCCUUGUCCAAAUUCCACAGCACGUGUGUUGACGAUUGGAAUCCCGGCCUAAUCAAGAGUCAAGUUCAAAGUGGUGCUCCUGGAUCCUUCAUCUCAAACUCCAACAAGUCUAAUUUGAGACUAGAAGAGAGGGAUCUCCUGCUCUAACUAGUAGAUCUCCGUUCUGGAAUUGGACUUGACAGCUUUCCUCACCAAUACUUGGACUGCAGCUGUUGCACGUUCUUUGGGGGGUGGGGGAGGGGCGGUAGUUCUCUGAAAACCAGACCACAACAGUUGGAACCUCAACAAUGGACCAAGUUUUUGAAAUUCCCGAAGAGUCAAACGUGGACCCGAUAUCCUCUCUUGAGGAAGAUGUCAUCCGUGGGGCCAACCCCCGAUUUACCUUUCCAUUUGGCAUCCUCUUCUCCACCUUUUUGUACUGUGGGGAGGCAGCAUCUGCCUUGUAUAUGGUUAGAAUGUACCGGAAGAAUAGUGAAACCUACUGGAUGACGUACACCUUUUCUUUCUUUAUGUUUUCAUCCAUCAUGGUCCAGUUGACCCUCAUUUUUGUCCACAGAGACCUGGCCAAAGACAAGCCACUAUCAUUGUUUAUGCAUCUAAUCCUCAUGGGACCUGUUAUCAGAUGUUUGGAGGCCAUGAUUAAGUACCUCACACUGUGGAAGAAAGAGGGGCAGGAGGAGCCCUAUGUCAGCCUCACCCGAAAGAAGAUGCUAAUAAAUGGCGAGGAGGUGCUGAUAGAAUGGGAGGUGGGCCACUCCAUCCGGACCCUGGCUAUGCACCGCAAUGCCUACAAACGUAUGUCACAGAUUCAAGCCUUCCUGGGCUCAGUGCCCCAGCUGACCUAUCAGCUCUAUGUGACUCUGAUCUCUGCAGAGGUCACCCUGGGUAGAGCGGUGCUCAUAGUCUUUUCCCUGAUAUCUGUCACCUAUGGGGCUACCCUCUGCAACAUGUUGGCUAUCCAGAUCAAGUAUGAUGAAUACAAGAUUCGCCUUGGGCCACUAGAAGUCCUGUGCAUCACCAUUUGGCGGACAUUGGAGAUCACCUCCCGCCUCGUGAUUCUCGUGCUCUUUUCAGCCACCUUGAAGUUGAAAGCUGUGCCCUUCUUACUGCUGAACUUCCUGAUCAUCCUCUUUGAGCCUUGGGUGAAGUUCUGGAGGAGUGGUGCCCAGAUGCCCAAUAACAUUGAGAAAAAUUUCAGCCGAGUGGGCACCCUGGUGGUGUUGAUUUCCAUUACUGUCCUCUACGCUGGCAUCAACUUCUCUUGCUGGUCAGCUUUGCAGUUGAAGUUAGCAGAUAGGGACCUUGUUGAGAAAGGUCAGAACUGGGGACACAUGGGCCUGCACUAUAGUGUGAGAUUGAUAGAGAAUGUGAUCAUGGUCUUGGUUUUUAAGUUCUUUGGAGUGAAAGUGUUACUGAAUUACUGUCAUUCCUUGAUUGCCUUGCAGCUCAUUAUUGCUUAUCUGAUUUCCAUUGGCUUCAUGCUCCUGUUCUUCCAGUACCUGCAUCCGUUGCGCUCACUCUUCACCCACAAUGUGGUGGACUACCUCCACUGUGUAUGCUCCCAUCGACACCCUCGGGGUACAGUUGAGAACUCAGAGCCAUCUGCUGAUGCUGAAGCAAGGCAACGCAUUGUCUGAUUCUAUCUUUCAGAUAUUUGGGGAUGGGUUGGGGGAUGCCAAGACCAACUGUAGAAUUGAAGGAGAUGAUGAGGCUCUUGAGUGAAUAUCCACCAGGAUAUUUUUUUGAGUUUUCUGGUAAGCCUAUCAGAAGAAAGAGCAGCCCCCAAAUAGAUUUUAUUUCCUUAAGAAUGACUGCUAUGUUUGUCUUUUAUAUUUUGUCCUACCUCCUUUCUGAGACAAUGGGCUGCUUUUGUGGGUGCCUGAUGUCCUCUGCCAGCAUUCAGAAGUUGUUUUGUGGAAUUUACCCGGCAUUUAAAUGUUCUUUUGAUGAAUUUGUGGGGGAGAAAGUGGUCUCCCCGUCCUAUUCCUCCGCCAUCUUAGCUCCUCCUCAGAUUGACUGCUAUGUUUGAACACCAAGGUAAACUACUACAUAUCUGGGAGGGUCAGAGAUGUCAUUCAUAUUCCAUCCACCCUGGUCAGCUGUCUGGCUGCCCUGUGAGAUAACUUACAUCCAUGCACCUAAGGCUUUCUGUGACCUUUAAGCUCUGCUCAUUCCCUUGAGCAUUACUGAGCUUUCUGUGGACUGAACUGAAUGACUCAGAAUCCCACCAGAAUAUAUCCUGACUGAAUGGAGGAUGUGACUGCUUACCAGCUAUGGGUACUGCCCAGGAAACAGUUUGACUAAUGUGGAACCUGUAACUGUGAACGGGGCUGGAGUCUUUCAAUUCCAAUGAGAAACAGUGAUUAAGAGGUAAACCCUCACUAUUGAAAGAGCUGUUAGAACUUUACUAGUGAUCAUUCAUCAGGGAUCUUUUUUCUUUUCCAGAAGCCCUUCCAAGACACACUGUGAGGAGGGAGUUCAGAGUAGGAUUCAUUCAAGGCAUAAAGCAGCAUGACUCUUUAUCUCAGGGACCUGCAUGAGCCUCCAGUGUGCUGAGUGGAGUGGUUGAGUCAAAGCUCUUACUUCUUGCCUCUUUAUCAACGAUUCCCUCCAACCUGGCUUUGUUGUGCUCUUGACCAACACUGAUGUAGAUCUCAGAGAAGCUGAACUGUAAUUGAAAAUGUUUCUAAUGUGUGGAAGAAAUGAAAAUUGCUUUGUGUCUCCUA
This is a messenger RNA of Bubalus bubalis (water buffalo), 3666 nucleotides long. It is a transcript of the gene XKRX, whose product is annotated as XK related X-linked. NCBI's taxonomy places the organism in Eukaryota, Metazoa, Chordata, Mammalia, Artiodactyla, Bovidae. The coding region runs from base 1228 to 2577 and encodes 449 amino acids. The record is from RefSeq and is a predicted model, not a curated record. The transcript has 3 exons. Gene Ontology annotation, cellular component: membrane.